This is a messenger RNA of Toxotes jaculatrix (banded archerfish), 2798 nucleotides long. RefSeq names its product lamin B1 (gene lmnb1). The coding region runs from base 179 to 1942 and encodes 587 amino acids. Lineage: Eukaryota; Metazoa; Chordata; Actinopteri; Toxotidae. The record is from RefSeq and is a predicted model, not a curated record. The transcript has 11 exons.
UAUUAGGAUGCCAAACCCCUCUUUCAUUCGGUUAAGAAACGAAAGCAAAUACUUCCAGGAUAAUUUUCGGAAGUGCCGGUUGUUGUUCAGCGCUCAAAUUUAAAUCGCUACAGCAGAACAAUCGAUAUUCUGGUUAGGUUUGCGUCUUUCAUACGGAUUAUUUAGCUACUCUUCUACAAUGGCGACUGCGGCUGCAACUCCGACCGGCCAGAGAAGCACGUGCGGCAGCGGCACACCGCUAAGUCCGACCAGAAUAACCAGACUGCAGGAAAAACAACAACUCAGUGACCUCAACGACCGCUUGGCCGUUUACAUUGACAAAGUCCGUAGUUUGGAGUCUGAAAACGAGGUACUCCACCUGAAGAUUAGCGAAAGGGAAGAUGUGAGGAGUAGGGAGGUAACUGGACUGAAAGCCCUGUAUGAGACUGAGCUAGCCGACGCCAGGAGGUGUUUGGAUGACUCCUCCAAGGAGCGGGCCUGGCUGCAGAUUGAGCUGGGAAAAAUCAAGUCCGACUAUGACCAGCUUCUACAGAACUACAACAAGAGGGACUCGGAGGCAGCAGGAGCCCAGGCCAGGUUGAAAGAUGUGGAGGCUCAGCUGAACUCUAAAGAGGCCAUGUUGGCCACAGCACUGUCUGAAAAGAGGGGCCUGGAGGCCACACUGGCUGACCUGCAAGAACAGCUGCAGGAGCUGGACACAGGCCUUGCUCAGGCCAAGAAGCACCUUUCAGAUGAGAUGCUCCUGCGCAUCGACUUGGAAAACCGCUGCCAGAGUCUGACUGAGGAAAUGGACUUCCGUAAGAGUAUGCACGAGGAGGAAGUGAAAGACGCCCGGCAGCGGUAUGAGACCCGACUGGUGGAGGUGGACUGUGGACGGAAAGAGGAGUAUGAAUACAAACUGACUCAGGCCCUGGCUGACAUGAGAGCUCAGAAUGAGGAGCAGAUCAAGAUAUACAAGGACAACAUGGAGAGCACCUACCUUACCAAACUCGAGGACUUGCGUCGGUUGUCUGAGAUGAACGGAGCAUCGGCGAACACCGCUCGAGAGGAGCUCAGAGAGUCCACCCUGAGGAUCGAGAGCCUCACCGCCCAGAUGGCAGGACUGCAGAAGGAGACGCGUGGCUGGCGUGAUCGUAUCACUGAGCUGGAGGCAGCAUUGGCGCAGGAGAAAGACACGAGCCGCAGGCUGCUGGCAGACAAAGACCGCCAGGUGGCCGAGAUCCAGGCCAAGAUGCAGGAACAGCUGAAUGAGUACGAACAGCUGCUGGAUGUUAAACUGGCUCUGGACAUGGAGAUCAACGCCUACCGCAAACUCCUGGAAGGAGAAGAGGAAAGGCUGAAGCUGUCUCCCAGUCCCUCAUCUCGCGUCACGGUGUCGAGAGCCUCAUCCAGCAGCCGCAGCGUGCGGACUACUCGGGGGAAGAGAAAGCGCAUCGAUGUGGAGGAACAAGAAGCCAGCAGCUCGGUGUCCAUCGCUCACUCUGCCUCGGCCACCGGACCCAUCUGUAUUGACGAGAUCGACACCGACGGCAAGUUCGUUUGCCUUCACAACAGCGGAGAUGAGGACCAGGCCAUGGUGGGUUAUGAGAUGAUUAAGACAUCUGGAAAUGCUACGUCCACCUACAAGUUCACGCCUAAAUUUGUCCUGAAGGCUGGUCAGAAAGUCACGGUGUGGGCAUCUGAUGCUGGCGUGAGCUCGAAACCUCCCACGGACCUGGUUUGGAAGAAUCAGUCCUCCUGGGGUUCAGGGGAGGAUGUCCACGUGGUGCUGAUCAACCCUCAGGGAGAGGAGGUGGCAAAGAGAACCACAACGUACAAGACAGCUGUGGAGGAGGAGCAGGACGAGGAGGAAGAUGAUAACGGCGUGGAGGCCAUUGAGGAAGACCUCUUCCACCAGCAGGGAGAACCUCGCACUGCCAAGAGAGGCUGCUCCAUCAUGUGAUCCCCCCCUGUACCCACCCACCCGCCCGCCAGCCAGCACCACCACCACCACCAUCACCUCCUCCUCCUUCCUCUGAGCCCAGCCCAGUCUGCUGCCAACUGUAAUACUAGAACUAUUUUUCUAUCUUUUGUAGUAUAUUUCAAUACGACGUUUGGAUUUUAUUUACUCUUUUUUUAUUUCUCAUAAAAAUACAAUGACGUAUUUUUAUCUUUUAAAAUCUAAAAUAAUAUGGGUUAUUGAACAAAGUUUGUAUUUGUAGUUCAGUUUCUUUUUUUUUUUUUUGUUUCCCUUUUUGAAACCAUGCAGCAAGAAGCUAAACUCAAGGACAGACUGUCUUUAAGCAAACAAUGAGUCAUGUACUUGGUAAUUUUUUAAAAAAAAAUAGAUUUUAAUUUAAUUUUAUUUUAUAAUUUUUAUCUUAAUUUUAUUGUUGAAGCUAUACUGAAGGCCUUUAAAACACAGGAACAGCCACAAGAUAUCAGUCAUGACUUUAGGUCAUGGGGCUGGUUCAGAUUAGUUUGAUAGUGUUUUUAUGGUUUUUUUUUUUUUCUUCAAAUGAUUUGGAGCGGGGAAAAUAAACACUGAAAGGACAAGUACACUAAAAGCUCUGCAGUUAACUGGAGUCAAUAUAAUAAAUGACCUCCCUCCCCAUCAAUCUGGACCUUGAGUGGACAUAAUAUGGAAACCUCUGUCCAAUGACAUUUUUUUUCUAGUAUCUUUAGAAAUAAAACCAGAAAAUACCACGAUUGUAUGAUUGUAUUUAUGAGGACAACCGUUUGUAAGCUGUUGCUGAGUUAUCUUAAAGACCUUUAUGUGUGGGAUUUGAAGCAGUGACUUUGGGACUCCCCCCGUAUGG